GUCAAGUGUCCAGCAUAUUAGAUGAGUCUUGUAAACAACACUAGUUAAAACAAUCCAUACCGAUAGGUUAAAGAAUUGAAUACACGAUGAACAGACAAGAAGUUUGUGUAGAGAUCGUAAAGUGCAUGGAGAAUGUGUGGAGUGAGAACAUUUUAUAUGACUUCAUUGUCAAGGUUCAGGAUGAAACCAUCCAAUGUCAUCGCUUCCUCCUAGCUGCGUGUUCCGAAUUCUUCAAGGCGCUGUUUAGAUCUGGCAUGAAAGAAGUCACAGAAAACUGUGUGGUGUUGAAAGAUGUUUCAUGUGAAGUUUUUCGCUUGAUUUUAAAUUCUAUAUACACUGGAGCAAGUCUGUUAACGUUAGAGAAUUUUAUUGAAGUUUGGCAUGCAGUACAUAUGCUUCAGAUCAACUUUCUCGUGAAUGUUUGUGAGGAGUUUGCUAUUGGAGCAAUUACCAUGGACACAUGGGUAAAUAUUUACGAAACUGCCAAACUUUUGGGUUCAGAAAAAACACUCGAGCAUCUCAAAAAAUUUAUGUUAAUUAAUUUUGAAAAAAUUAACAUUUCACCAACGUUUCUUCAAAUGUCUUUCAACGAAGUUCAGGAUUUGAUUAAAAGCCAAGACCUCGUUGUCUGCAAAGAAGACGUGGUUCUUGAUUCAGUGAUAAGGUGGGUUGAGUAUGUUCCUGGGAAAAAAGUACAUCAGUAUGUAAUCGAUAAUUUUAAGUUAACAAACGCUAAUAAUGUUUUGAAAGCUGAAAGUAUAGCUGAUAACGAAAAGAAAGAAAGAGCUAAUGAUGACAAUAUGAAUGAAGUAAUCGAUACUUCCGAAACUACCAGAAAUGAAAUUGACCUUGACCAAUCGAUUAAUUGUUUAACAAUUGUGGAUUCCCCUAGAAAAGAAAAGUUCACCGAAUUGUUAAUGCAAGUCAAGACGUGUCUUGUAAGCCCUGCUGUUUUAUCUCGAGUCCUAAAGACGAAACUGUUGUCGGAAAAUGAAGAUUCAAGAGAAAUAAUUGUCGACGCUAUGUCCCAUCAUACCAGUAGCUUUAGACAUGGCCAGUGGCCAUCGGCCGCCAUACACAGAUCGUGUAGUGGGUUCACAAAUGCUGAAAUCCAUGCCUAUGGUGGUGGGUAUUUUGCAGUAAUAACAGCAUGCAAUGAAGAACUGUUCUUUAUUACAAGAUGUAAAGAUUUAGAAGAGAACAUUCAGCUGGUCACUUUUGACGGUGAACUUUAUGCUACAGGAAAACAACACAACCAACCAAACGGACCUUGUCGAAUGUUUGUGUUCUGUGACAACACCUGGCAGGAAAUGAUGGAAAUGCCAGGUGACAAUUUGUUAUUAGUGUCACAUGGAGACUUUAUCUACAUCUUAAACAAACACGAUGGACUAAUUUACAAAAUAAAUCCGAAAAAGAGAAACCCUAAUUUAGAACAAUUAACCGUUUUUCCGGAGAAUGUCGAUCUUCAACAUGCUAUGAUUAUUCAGGAUUUUCUUUUAUUAUUUUGCUGUGAGAGUUACAAUAAUCUUGAGGAGACGGCUGUGCAUGCAUUUGACCUUUCGUCCAAAAUUUGGUCCAGAUUAGACAAUCUAGACGGACCAGCAGAAGACUUGAUAAGCUUUAGGAACGACAAGUACACCUACAUUUUACAGACCAAUGGUUGUGUGUGGCUGGUUUUACAAUCUCCAUUCGAUACAAACAUUGCAUUUGUUUUUCUGACCAAGCUUUGGAAUUGUGAAAAGUUCCUCUACGGUGCGAUCACUUUCAAAGAUAAACUUAUCAUUUUGGGUCAACGUCCGGAGAACGAUCCAGUUGGAACGACCAACGCUACCGAAAUUCCCGACCAUUUUACAUCCGUUCGUCACUGGGGUAUCGACGAUAGUUCAAAUUUUGUUCCCAUCACUAUAGCGAAAAAUGUUUUGAUUCCGUUCAAUACAGUUUAGGUUACUUAUACUAUUGUAAACGUCGGGCUAUGUUCGACUUGCAUGUUUAUAUGUGAUUGUGUGAUAGCUGACUGCAUAUAUCAACAUUUAUUUAUGACACCAUAUUAUUAUAUUCAAUCAAAUUUCAAGACGCGCUAAUUUAAUGAUUGAAUUGAAAAUUAGUUAUACAUUUUGAUUUUUUAUAGGUUAUUAGAUAUCAACAGAAACUGCAUUCAACGCUUUGUCAGAUUAUUUAAUAGUACUUAAACACGCUGGUGUUUCUUCUCAGUAUUAAUGCGCUAACUUUCAAAGGUAAACUUA
This is a messenger RNA of Physella acuta, 2243 nucleotides long. RefSeq lists its product as uncharacterized. The record is from RefSeq and is a predicted model, not a curated record. NCBI's taxonomy places the organism in Eukaryota, Metazoa, Mollusca, Gastropoda, Physidae. Gene Ontology annotation, molecular function: protein binding.